Molecule: messenger RNA, 2162 nt
Organism: Amphibalanus amphitrite
Lineage: Eukaryota; Metazoa; Arthropoda; Thecostraca; Balanomorpha; Balanidae
Product: putative phospholipase B-like 2
Exons: 10
Coding region: 424-2082 (552 amino acids)
Biological process (GO): phospholipid catabolic process
Cellular component (GO): extracellular region
Molecular function (GO): glycerophospholipase activity
Source: RefSeq, a predicted model, not a curated record
CUGUGUGUGUGGCUGACAGGAUAUUUAUCUGUGUUAUCGGGGAAUAACGAAAAAUUAGAUGCAUUUGUUUCGGAAAGAGCUACGAAAGCUUUUGAUAUUUUUUCAAUACCAUUUGCUUUGAAUUUCGGAUAUCUAGUAAACACUUCAUGUUUGGUGCAUGUGCUGACCAGAAGCAGUUAGAUGAAUGUGGCCGUUCUAGUCUCCGGCUACUAGGUAAGCACUCGGUAGCCAUCUGCAGCUUCUCAUCGUUGCCGAAAGAUAUCUGUGUGUACUCGUGAUAGCGGCACUUUAAAACCAGAACUGUUUGCUGAUGUCCCACAAGUGUGUGUUGUCAUCAUCUGGGUGCGUCGUUGCGAAGACAUCCGUGACAGUGCUCGGGAUAGCGCACUUUUGGAGAAACCGGUGGCUGAGAAGCGCAUCACUAUGAAGCUCCUGGCGCUGGGUGUGGCCGUUUUGGCCACACUCUGCUCCUGUAACGCCAAACUGGCCAGUGUUACAUUCUCGGGAGACAAGCUCGUACCCCAGGACGGUGUCGUCGAGAACUGGGUCGCCAGGGCGAACUUCACCCGGAAAUAUUUCGAGACUGGCUGGGAUUUCCUGGAGGUGGAGACCAAUGGCGACUAUCCCGACAACGACCAGGCCUAUGCCGCCGGCCUGGUGGAGGCCUACCUCACCAAGGAUUUCAUUGUCAUGCACUGGAACAACACGGUAUCGGGUUACUGCCGGAGGCUCGGAAAGGAGAUGUGUGACCGGCUCACGAGCCACGUGGACGCCAACGAGCGAUGGGUGAUGUCGAUGGUCGAACAGAACGGCGCCAGCGAUCCCUACUGGCAUCAGGUGGGUCUGGUGUAUCAACAAAUGUAUGGAAUAGUGGACUACGUGGAGGUGACCCCCAACUAUGAGGACGAUCCCGGUGUGAAGUGGCUCAGCCUUUGGGGUGAUCUGGAGGACCUCGAGAUCGCUCUGGAGGACCACGAGAAGAGACCGAAGCACGUGAAGGCCAGCCUGGGGAGCCGGGUGCUGGGCUCCGGUCACUGUUCCGCGCUGGUUAAGGUGCUGCCUGGUGCAGAGGACCUCUACACGUCUCAUGUAACUUGGACCAGUUUCCAGACGAUGCUGAGGAUUCAGAAGAGGUACAUUCUGAACUACGGACAAACAGAGGGAGCGGACAAAGUAGCCAUUCCGGGUCGGAUCGCCACGUUCUCCUCCUACCCGGGCAUCAUCGCCUCACAUGAUGAUUUCGCCGUGCUUUCGUCUGGUCUUGUGUCUCAAGAGACAACCAUUGGCAACAACAACAAUGAUCUUUGGCAAUAUGUCCAGCCGGAGGGCCAGGUCAUGGAAUGGGUUCGUGUUUUGGUGGCCAAUAACCUGGCAACCAGCGGCGAGGAGUGGACGGACGUGUUUGGCCGCCACAACAGCGGCACCUACAACAACCAGUGGAUGGUGGUCGACUACAAGCGCUUCAAGAGCGGCGACAUGGCGCUGCGGCCGGGCCUGCUCUGGAUCCUGGAGCAGAUUCCCGGCACCGUGAUGGCCGAGGACGUGACUGGCGUGUUGCAGAGCCAGCAGUACUGGCCCAGCUACAACUCGCCCUACUUCCCAGAGAUCUUCAACAUGUCCGGAAACCCCGAGCUGGUGGACGAGUACGGCGACUGGUUCAGCUACGACAUGACGCCUCGCGCGCGCAUCUUCCGCAGAGACCAGGACGGCGUCACCGAUGUGGGCUCCAUGAUGAAACUGAUGCGCUACAACGACUACAAGAACGACCCGCUUUCGGCGUGCGACUGUGAGCCGCCUUAUUCUGCCGAGAACGCCAUCUCGGCUCGGUGCGACCUGAAUCCGGCCAACGGGACUUACCCGUUCAGCGCCCUCAGCCAUCGCCUUCACGGGGCAACCGACAUGAAGCUCACCACCACCAAAUUGAUGCCUCUGAUGGAGUUUAUCGGAAUCUCUGGGCCGACGUACGACCAGCAGCCUCCCUUCCAGUGGAGUCUGCUGGAGGCGGCCGACAACCUGGCGCACUGGGGACACCCGGACGUCUUCCAGUUCGGCCCCAUCCAGUGGAACUUCCAGUGGCAGUAGCUAAAGCAGUUACCACCCCUGCUUCUCUAUGUUAUUCAGUGAAGAAGAGCUCAUGGAAAAUACAUAUGACGUUCUUGUGA